This is a messenger RNA of Lactuca saligna, 303 nucleotides long. The record is from the annotation of a GenBank genome assembly. Lineage: Eukaryota; Viridiplantae; Streptophyta; Magnoliopsida; Asterales; Asteraceae.
AUGGCUCAUCCAACAUUAAGUGAUAUGGAAAAAAAGAAAGUUUGCAGCUUGAUGGAUUGUGAAAAGCUUUCACGUGAAGCAUGUGCACAUGCUGCCCAAAAUGACAGGCUACCUGUGCAAACUGUGGUUCAAGUUCUUUUCUACCAGCAACAACGCUUAAGAGACACCAUGGGUGGUGAUGGUCUAAUAGCAGUUGAACCCUCCACCACCAUCACCACUGCACACCACCACCACCAACAAGCCAUCAUCCAUGAGCUUUCAUGGCUAAUAAAAGAAAACCAGGACAUGAAAUUUGAGCUUUAA